Messenger RNA from Emiliania huxleyi CCMP1516, 1008 nucleotides. RefSeq names its product putative DNA polymerase alpha subunit two (gene POLA2). The transcript has 3 exons. Gene Ontology annotation, cellular component: alpha DNA polymerase:primase complex. The record is from RefSeq and is a predicted model, not a curated record. Gene Ontology annotation, molecular function: DNA binding. Lineage: Eukaryota; Haptophyta; Isochrysidales; Noelaerhabdaceae. Gene Ontology annotation, biological process: DNA replication initiation; DNA replication. Bases 1 to 1008 code for a protein of 335 amino acids.
AUGUGGGGAGAUGUGGGGAGAUGUGAGUGCGCCCAGUACGCUCUCUUCCCGGGGCAGGUCGUCGCGGUGCGAGGCGUCAACCUUCUCGGCCACACCAUCCGAGCGAGCCGCGUGCUCUGCGGCUCGCCGCCCCCCAACGCGGUCCCUCCAUCGGAGCGCGAGAUCACGCCCGAGCCCUUCAACGUCAUCACCGCCACCGGCCCGUUCACUUGCUCGGACGACCUCUCCUUCGCGCCGCUCGACGCCCUCCUCGAGCAGGCAACCUCGCGCCGCGCACUCGCGCUCGUCCUCGUCGGCCCCUUCGUCGAGGCGGACCACCCCGCCCUCGCCGCCGCCGAGGUCGGCUACGAGGACCUCUUCGAGCAGCGCGUGAUGCUCAAGGUCGAGGCGUUCCUCGCCGCCGCCGCGGAGGCGUACCCGCACGCGCCCCCGCACGUGGUGCUCGUCCCGUCGCCGCGCGACGUGCUCGCCUCGCCCGUCUACCCGCAGCCGCCGCUCCCGCGCCGCCGCUCGCCCGAGCAGAUCGCGCCCCUCCUCCACCUCGCGCCCAACCCCGCAGCCAUCGACGUCGGCGGCGUCCGGAUCGCCGUCGGAUCGCUCGACGCGCUCUUGAUGAUCGGCUCCGCGGAGCUCGCCUCGGCGCCGCAGCCGGGCGCGCCGCGCCCCGACCGGCUGCUGCGCCUGGCCUCGCACGUCCUGCAGCAGCGCUCCUUCCUCCCCCUCCUCCCGCCGCCCGCCGACUUGCCCGUCGACAUGGCGCACAACUUCGUCGCCGGCGCCAUCGACACGCGGCCAGACAUCCUCCUCCUCCCCUCGCAGCUCGCGCCCUUUGCGAAGGUGCUCCCCGACGCGGCGGGCGGGGCGCUCUGCGUCAACGCGGGCAGACUGACGCGCAACGCGGCGGGCGGCAACUACGCCACCCUCUCGGUGCACCCGCGCGCGCAGGUCGACGGCGCCCGCACCUCCGACAUCGCGCCGCGCGUCGCCGUCGAGAUCGCGAAGAUCUGA